Molecule: messenger RNA, 2841 nt
Organism: Mastomys coucha (southern multimammate mouse)
Lineage: Eukaryota; Metazoa; Chordata; Mammalia; Rodentia; Muridae
Gene: Mis12
Product: MIS12 kinetochore complex component
Exons: 3
Coding region: 544-1161 (205 amino acids)
Biological process (GO): kinetochore assembly; protein localization to kinetochore; mitotic cell cycle
Cellular component (GO): nucleus; chromosome, centromeric region
Source: RefSeq, a predicted model, not a curated record
GGCGGCGGCGCGUUCGGUAGGGAAUCCUCAGGUCUGGCCUGGCUGGGCACUGAGAAUUCCCGGCAUGCAUCGCGGCCGCGGGAUCGGACGGGAGCUGGAGGAAGCGUUUUUCCGUUCUGCCAUUCCUGGGCCUUGUCUGUGGUGGUCCUAGGCUCUGAGGUCCAUUACAUUUGUCGAGACGGUGUGGGAACCUCCCAUGUUUGUCUUCAGCCGCAGAAACUCUAACCUAGCAGAGAAGAGACGGUAGAUGAAUUAAUAGCACCGAAGGGAGAGCGGAGGCGGUUCUUCAGAGAUGUGUAUUCGAACUGGCUCUUGAAUCUGCGCCUGAUGCGUGCCUACUUGAAGGAAAGAAAAUAGGAUUAGGAUCCCAGCAUUCUGGUGGUAGAGGCAGAAGGACCAAAAGUUCAAGACCAUCCUCAGCUACAUCCCAAGUUUGAGGCCAGCUUCAGCUACAUGAGACCCUGUCACAAAUGAAAGAGUUUGAAGUCAAGCAAGAAAUUGUCUUGAGAGGUUUUCACAGCUGAGAGUACAAAGUCAAGCAGGAUGUCUGUGGAUCCGAUGGCCUAUGAGGCCCAGUUCUUUGGCUUCACACCACAGACUUGCCUGCUGAGGAUCUACUUAGCAUUUCAAGACCACCUGUUUGAAGUGAUGCAGGCUGUUGAACAGGUUAUCCUAAAGAAACUGGAGGGCAUUCCAGACUGUGAGAUCAGCCCUGUCCAGACUCGUAAAUGCACAGAGAAGUUUCUUUGCUUCAUGAAAGGACGCUUCGAUAACCUUUUUGGCAAAAUGGAGCAGCUGAUUUUGCAGUUGAUUUUGUGUAUUCCCCCAAACAUCCUACUUCCUGAAGAUAAGUGUCAAGAGAAGAAUCCUUUCAGUGAAGAAAAAUUCCAGCUUCUCAAACAGGAAAUUAAAGAGUUACAGGAGAAAUACAAGGUUGAAUUAUACACUGAGCAGGCCCUUCUUGCAGAAUUACAGGAACAAGAAACUGUUAAAGCCAAACUCAGAGAGACCUUGACUUUCUUUGAUGAGCUUGAAAACAUUGGCAGAUGUCAAGGAAUGAGUAACUUUAGGGAGAGUUUGGUGUCCCUGGUCCAGAACUGCAGAAAACUCCAGAACAUUAGAGACAAUGUAGAAAAAGAAAGCAAAAGACUGAAAUCAUAGUAAUUGUCAGUAGUGAAAAGAGAGCAUGUAAAUGGGUAGCUCUUCUUUGUUUAUUCUUAUGGCUGAGGUCUGUUGGGGCCAUUUUCCCCUCCUUUCCUAGGUUACUCAAAGCAAAUCAGCAGAUCUUGUAAAUUGCAGGCUGCAGUUCAGACCUCUAAAGCAGAGCUUGUUGUUCAUUUGCUUUUCUCCCUCUGAAACUUGGGUUGACUGCCCUCGCAUCUGGUAAUGUCUCCAGUUCUUUUGGGAUUGUACUCAUUUUCCUGUUAGGUAUGUUUAGUAUGAUUUCAGGAGGGAAUAGAAUCCUCAUGGAACUGGAUGUUUCUGUUCAUUUUUUGCUGUAUAAACCAGGUCUGUGUAUUCACUGAGUAUAAUCAGGUACAUCAAGGACUAAUAGAGCUAGGCUGAGGACGUAGCUCAGUGGUAGAAUGUGUUCAGGGAGUGGAUGUCUCAGGAUUUAACACAACACACUGGAGAGAAGCAGAAAGAGGAGUGGGAAGAAGGAAAAGGAAAUUAAAGGGCAGCAGGACACAGCAGAGGGUCAGGGAUAUGGGAUGACAUAUAGUGCAGUAUUAAAGGGGCAUGUCCAAUUGAUAAUGUAAGAUUCAAGUCAAGCUUAGAAGGUGUUAGCCUUGCACCUAUGAGAGCAUUCUAGGCAAAGAAAAUAGCAGAAAACCCAUAAGGUAGAACAUAUUAAGGAAUUCACACAGCUGGAACAGAUAUGGCCAGUUUAGGAAACAGGAUGCACCUGUCAUGUUCCAUUCUGUUUUUUGUAAGAAGCAUGGCUGAUGAGAUGGGUCGGCAAGUAAAAGAACUUGUACAACCGUGGUAACCUGAGUAGGAUCCCCAGAACCUACCUAAAGAUGGAAAGACUUAACUCCACAAAAUUCUCUGACUUCUCAAGUACACUGUGGCAUGUGCACUUCCAUCCCCCACAUUGCAUGUGCACACACACAGUCUCUCUCAAGAGACAAGCAAAACCCCUGUGCAUGUUAAAAACUGACUCCUAGCCGGGUUUCAUGCCACUGAUCCCAGUACUCAGGAGGCAGAGGCGGGUGGACCUCUUGUGAGUUUUAGUCUGGCUUACAUAAAGUUCAGGGCAGCCAGGACUAUAGAGACCCUAAAAAAUAAAACCCAAAUGUGAUUGGUGACACUUGUUAUUAUUGGUAAAGCAGACUUUAGUUAGGACCCUUAAGUUAGAUAUUGGGACCAUUGCAGCAGGAUUUUACAUUGAGAGAGAGAUUAGAUUGUGAAUAUAAGAAGUAAAAAGAAAUUGGGAAUGUGCAGUUAGAGGACAGAAUGGGACUUUUGGGGACAAAGCAGGUACAUUGGAUGGAAAAUUACUAAAAGGGUCAGUGUAAGGGGUUUGAAUGUAUUACACAAAAUUCAUAUGUUAAAACUCUGACUUCCUAGUGGUACACUGCUGCAGUUUAUACUUUUGAGUAAUGCCAUUACUGUAGGAACAGGAGUGUUCUUUAGGGAGUAGGUUUCCAAUAAAGGAUGAAUUCAGGUCCUCUGGCAUGAUCUUACCCUGUAACACCUCUACUAUGGGAAGAGACAGCAGGAAGGCAUUUACCUUAACUUUGGACUCUACCUAUAAUAAAUAACCUCUAUACCUGUAAUAAAUAAGUUCUUCAGUAUUUACGUAUUACCUUAUUAAUAAAUGGGAAGAAGUUUAAUUCA